GUAUAUAUCAGUCCUCAGAAAGCGCUUAUUGCUGACUUCUCACGUACAACAUGUUACGUGACAAGAGUGAGAGUUUUCAACUUGUUUGUGGUCACUCUAGGCUUUGUUUAUAAACACACUGCGGAGGACAAGAGAUACCUGGGAUUACACAGCGGGUGACCAGACGCCAGUACCACUGCAUGUGUGGGACGGAUGACCGCAUCAGGAAAUGUGGAGAUUCGUACGUGAUCGGCAGGCUUGUGCACGUGACACACAAACUCGGCAACGGAGCCUUCCAUUUGAACACUGGAUAUCGAAUCCCCAGCGACCUUGCAUAGAGUUGUGUCGCAGCGGGUGGACGGGUGUAUGACUUGCCCCCUCACAAGCCGCCCGAGGGCAGGGCAUGGGGUUGUGGAGCAGCAAGGAGGAGCAGUUACAUGAGGCUACCCGGGGUGGAGUUACAGAAACGGUUACUCGUCUCCUGGAUGCAGGCGUGUCAGUGAACUGCUAUGUAGGUCGGAGAUCACUCCUCUACACGGCAAUACAAAGCCGCCAGUAUGAUUUAGCCAAAAUCUUCAUCAAGAGGGGCGCUGACAUCACUGCUGGAUUUUACACAGAUACGCCGCUUCAUUUAGCCGGUCGGAUGGGGGCAGAAGACCUAGUUAAGCAUCUGCUCCAAAGCGGGGCUUGUAUCAAUAUGCCGGAUCAUAAUAACUGUACGCCGCUGUGGGGAGCUGUAGCGGAGAACAAGAUGGCGGCUGUACAGGCCCUACUACGUCAUCCAGGUGUUGACGUCAAUAUGGCGUGCAAUGAUCGCUUUAUGAAACAGGGCAGGAGUAGUUCCCCCUUGAAGGAAGCCAUUCAGACAAACAACCUCGAACUUAUCUCUCUUCUCUGCAUGCACGGUGCUGACCUUGAACAGGCCGAUAACGCCAGACACAAGCCUCUCCAUCAUGCAACGUGCUUGGGGUAUGCUGACGUUGUCAACUUCCUCAUCUGCGAGGGCAGUGACCUUGACGUGGUUGACAGAGGGAAUGUAACCCCAUUGUAUCUAGCUUGUGAAAGGGGCCACCUACAGAUUGCAUCCAUGUUGAUUAACGCAGGGUGCGAUGUCUCUAUCUCCCGCAAUAUGAAUGGUUGGAAGCACAAACUGUUCUCCCCUCUCCACAUCGCCGUACAGGAAGGACACACAGACAUCGUCAGGCUGCUAUGCAGUGUGGGAACAGAUGUGAACACAGUGGAACGUUUGGGGAAAACACCGCUGACCUUGGCCUGUGAGUCCGGACACCUGGACAUCGUGGACGUUCUCAUCGACUACGACGCUGAUGUAAACCGAAGGGAUGUGUUUGGCCACACUCCGUUAUUCUAUGCACUCCAUGUAAGUCAGCGGCAUCUGAAACAGAAGCUGCUGCGGACCAAUCAGACCUGUACCUGGUCACAUCAACACAAUCAGGCUCAUAGUGGUGAAGAGUCUUUCAGUGUCAAAGCUUUGCACAUGUUGUUGAGAGCUGGUGCAGAAUUGAAUUGUAAAGAUAAUAUAGACAAAUACUCACCAGUCCAUUAUGCAAUUAUAUACGGCCACUUAGAUACAACAUGUAUCCUGCUACAAUGUGGCGCCAAGAUACAUUCCAGGGAUAUACAGGUAGAACAUCUGAAAUGGGAAAACCUGUCAAUGCUCAAACUGCUGAUUUAUUACAGUCAGGAUUUUUACGAUCUUGCUGAAAUGUGGUGUCAAAAACAGCCAAAGUUAGCUCCGAAUUGCCAAAAAUUGGUAGGAUCGGCGACACUUCAGCCUGACAGUCUGCUAACACUUUGUAGAAGGUCGGUGAGGUCUGUCCUUCAAAGUCGCACUCAACGAUCAAUUGAACCUCUGGUUGAACUGCUGCCUGUGCCGUCGACGUUGAAGGCCUUUUUACUCCUUCAGGACAUGUAUGACUUGGUCUUCAAACACUGGGAUUUGGACUAGAGUUGUGAAAUCGGAAAUAUGUCAAAGAAAUUAUCUUUUUAAAUCGUUUCACAUUUUUAUACAAUGCUUAAUUGAAAAAAAUAUGUUAUUGUUC
Molecule: messenger RNA, 2039 nt
Organism: Haliotis rubra (blacklip abalone)
Lineage: Eukaryota; Metazoa; Mollusca; Gastropoda; Lepetellida; Haliotidae
Product: serine/threonine-protein phosphatase 6 regulatory ankyrin repeat subunit B-like
Exons: 7
Coding region: 383-1945 (520 amino acids)
Cellular component (GO): nucleus; cytoplasm
Molecular function (GO): protein binding
Source: RefSeq, a predicted model, not a curated record